AUGUGCUUGGUAUGGGAAAAUCUCACGGUGGAGCUACCUAGCAUGAUCACAAGUGGUUCAACGAGGAAAUUGCUAAGUGAUCUUAGUGGUUAUGCUGAACCAGGCCAUAUCAUGGCUAUCAUGGGACCUUCUGGGUCCGGCAAAUCCACGCUACUUGACUCAUUGGCUGGAAGACUUUCUUCAAAUGUUAAAUUGAGUGGAAAAGUCCUUAUCAAUGCCAAGAGAAGCAGCAUAGAGUGCAGAGAUAUUUCUUACGUUACUCAAGAAGAUUUUUUCUUGGGAACCCUUACAGUCAGAGAAACAAUUACUUACUCGGCUCACAUGAGGCUUCCUGGGAAAACGACUAAAGACGAGAUAGAUAGUGUUGUUGACAACACAAUAAUGGAGUUCGGUCUUCAAGAUUGCGCUGAUUCUAAGAUUGGAAAUUGGCAUUUAAGGGGCAUAAGCACUGGUGAAAAGAAGAGACUUAGCAUUAGUGUUGAAAUUUUAACACGUCCACAUAUUAUGCUCCUUGAUGAGCCCACUACUGGCCUGGAUAGUGCUUCAGCUUUCUUUGUGAUAAGAGCUCUUAGCAGCAUUGCUUAUGAUGGAAAGAUUGUCAUUUGUUCCAUUCAUCAGCCAAGUAGCGAUGUUUUCAAUCUUUUAGAUGAUUUGCUGCUUCUCUCAGGAGGAGAAACUGUCUAUUUCGGAGAAGCGAAAAUGGCAGUGAAGUUUUUCGCAGAAGCCGGAUUCCCUUGUCCAACUAAAAGAAAUCCUUCUGAUCACUUCCUGCGUUGUAUAAAUUUGGACUUUGAUAUCAUUGCAGAAGCUCUGUUGCGAUAUCAGAACAUCUGCGCAAUCCCAGAAUCGUCAAGUAAUUCGGUAAAGAUGAAAACUGCGGAGAUCAGAGAAACACUUAUUGAGAAGUACAAGUGCUCUGAGUUUUCAAUUAAUACAAGAAUCCCUGCACUCAGGAAAGAGAGCACAAGAGCAAACAGUGCAAAGAUUCAGGUGUUUCGUCGAGAAAGGUUGGGUGGAGAUUACGGAGAGGCUGUGCUUGUGCUGUCGAACUUCUUCUCAUCAUUCCCAUUCUUGCUUGCCAUAUCUCUUCUUUCAGGAACAAUAAUCUAUUACAUGGUGAAAUUUCAUCCAGGAUUUCCUCACUAUGCCUUUUUCUGCAUCAAUCUCUUUUGCUGUCUCUCUGUCGUAGAAACUUGUAUGAUGACUGUUGCAUAUCUGGUGCCUAAUGUCUUGAUGGGCAUUGCAUAUCUGGGGCCUAAUGUCUUGAUGGGCAUCGGUAUUGGAAUCGGUGUAAUUGUCUUUAUGAUGAUGGCAUCUGAAAUCUUCAGACCUGUACCAGACCUUCCAAAAUUCUUCUGGCGUUACCCAGUCUCCUACAUCAGUUUCGCGACAUGGGCAAUCCAGGGUGAGUACAAGAACGAAAUGAUUGGGCUCGAGUUUGAUCCUUUACUUCCAGGAAACUCAAAGGUGAAGGGAGAAACAAUCCUACAAACAGUUUUCGGAGUUCCCUUGAAUCAUUCCAAAUGGUGGGAUUUGACUGCACUGUUAUUCGUUUUACUAACCCAUCGACCAGUCUUGUACAUGGUACUGAAGUACAAGGAUAGAAUAGCUUCAAAAUUUCCCAGGCUACAUGCCAAUAAAACUGUCCAACACCUUGCAAGGAGAGUUUCGAAAGCGGGCGAAAGGCUUUCUUCCUUGAAGAGACACCAUCCUCUGUUAGGUGAUCCAAACAUUUAA
Molecule: messenger RNA, 1737 nt
Organism: Populus euphratica (Euphrates poplar)
Lineage: Eukaryota; Viridiplantae; Streptophyta; Magnoliopsida; Malpighiales; Salicaceae
Product: ABC transporter G family member 15-like
Exons: 8
Coding region: 1-1737 (578 amino acids)
Cellular component (GO): membrane
Molecular function (GO): ATP binding; ATP hydrolysis activity; ABC-type transporter activity
Source: RefSeq, a predicted model, not a curated record